AAACAAAAGGUGAGAUUAAUGCUUAGCAUAGUCUCAUAUAUCUUGAAUUCGUUGUAUAAGCUCACUCUAGGGCACUCACAAUCUGCAUGCAUGGCGAAAGCAACACACAUAGCAGUGAUUCCCAGUGUAGGGUUCAGCCAUUUCGCCCCCAUUAUCAACUUCUCAAAGCUUCUCGUGGACCUUCACCCUCACAUUCACCUAACAUGCAUCAUUCCGAUACUGGGCUCUCUCCCAGAUGCUGCAAAACCCAUUCUCCAAACCCUUCCACCGAGAAUCUCCACCGUUUUUCUUCCACCGGUGAGCCACCGUGACCUUCCUCAGGGGGUUCCCGUGGUGCUGCAGAUCCAGCUCGCCAUGAAUCUCUCCAUGCCCUCCAUCCACCACACGCUGAGCUCCAUCACUUCCAACAACCCUCACGUGGCCAUGGUGGUCGACACCUUCGCAUAUGGGGCACUGGAUUUUGCUCAAGAGUUCAACAUGUUGUCCUACGUUUACUUCCCCUCUGCUGCAACCACUCUCUGCACGCACUUCUACUUGCCCACGCUCCACAAGGAAACGUUCUGCGAGUACAGAGACCUGCCCCACCCCAUCACAGUACCUGGGUGUGUGCCCUUUCAUGGCAGGGAUCUCUAUGCUCAAGCACAGGAUCGAAAGAGCCAGUUCUACAAAAUGUCUCUUAAACGCUACGAAUCCUACCGUUUUCUUGAUGGAAUCUUCAUCAACAGCUUUUUGGAAUUGGAGACAGGUCCGAUCAGAGCAUUCAAAGAUGAGGAAAGGGGUUACCCUCCUCUGUACCCUGUUGGACCAAUUGUUCAAACAGGGACAGCUACAGCUGGUUGUACAACAACGUUGGAGUGCCUGACAUGGUUGGACAAGCAACAAGACGGUUCGGUUUUGUAUGUUUGUUUUGGGAGUGGUGGAACACUCUCACAAGAGCAAACGAACGAGCUGGCACAUGGUUUGGAAUUGAGCAAGCACAAAUUCUUGUGGGUUGUGAGAGCACCAAGCGAUGAGGCCAAUGCAGGUUAUCUCGGUGGAGAAAAAGAUGCAGACCCAUCAGAGUUCUUGCCAAGUGGGUUCUUGGAGAGGACCAAAGAGCAAGGUAUGGUUGUUCCUUCAUGGGCACCCCAGAUUGAAAUCCUGGGCCAUGGUUCAGUUGGAGGGUUUUUGACUCACUGUGGGUGGAAUUCAACGCUGGAGAGUGUGGUGCAUGGUGUGCCACUCAUCACCUGGCCACUGUUUGCGGAGCAGAGAAUGAAUGCUGUUGUGAUGAGUGAGGGUGCGAAAGUGGGAGUGAGGCCACGAGAGAGUGAAAAUGGGUUGGUGGAAAGAGUAGAAAUUGUGAAGGUGAUAAAGUGUUUGAUGGAAGAAGAAGAAGGAAGGGAAAUGAGGAAGAGAAUGAAGGAGUUGAAAGAAGCUGCUGCUAAUGCUCUCAAAGAAGAUGGAGCUUCUACCACUAACCUUUCUCAGGUGGCACACAGGUGGAAAAUGUUGCCACAUGAAAGAACCUGUAAAUUAGCUAUUAGUUUUUGUUGUAGAAAACAAAAGGUGAGAUUAAUGCUUAGCAUAGUCUCAUAUAUCUUGAAUUCGUUGUAUAAGCUCACUCUAGGGCACUCACAAUCUGCAUGCAUGGCGAAAGCAACACACAUAGCAGUGAUUCCCAGUGUAGGGUUCAGCCAUUUCGCCCCCAUUAUCAACUUCUCAAAGCUUCUCGUGGACCUUCACCCUCACAUUCACCUAACAUGCAUCAUUCCGAUACUGGGCUCUCUCCCAGAUGCUGCAAAACCCAUUCUCCAAACCCUUCCACCGAGAAUCUCCACCGUUUUUCUUCCACCGGUGAGCCACCGUGACCUUCCUCAGGGGGUUCCCGUGGUGCUGCAGAUCCAGCUCGCCAUGAAUCUCUCCAUGCCCUCCAUCCACCACACGCUGAGCUCCAUCACUUCCAACAACCCUCACGUGGCCAUGGUGGUCGACACCUUCGCAUAUGGGGCACUGGAUUUUGCUCAAGAGUUCAACAUGUUGUCCUACGUUUACUUCCCCUCUGCUGCAACCACUCUCUGCACGCACUUCUACUUGCCCACGCUCCACAAGGAAACGUUCUGCGAGUACAGAGACCUGCCCCACCCCAUCACAGUACCGGGGUGUGUGCCCUUUCAUGGCAGGGAUCUCUAUGCUCAAGCACAGGAUCGAAAGAGCCAGUUCUACAAAAUGUCUCUUAAACGCUACGAAUCCUACCGUUUUCUUGAUGGAAUCUUCAUCAACAGCUUUUUGGAAUUGGAGACAGGUCCGAUCAGAGCAUUCAAAGAUGAGGAAAGGGGUUACCCUCCUCUGUACCCUGUUGGACCAAUUGUUCAAACAGGGACAGCUACAGCUGGUUGUACAACAACGUUGGAGUGCCUGACAUGGUUGGACAAGCAACAAGACGGUUCGGUUUUGUAUGUUUGUUUUGGGAGUGGUGGAACACUCUCACAAGAGCAAACGAACGAGCUGGCACAUGGUUUGGAAUUGAGCAAGCACAAAUUCUUGUGGGUUGUGAGAGCACCAAGCGAUGAGGCCAAUGCAGGUUAUCUCGGUGGAGAAAAAGAUGCAGACCCAUCAGAGUUCUUGCCAAGUGGGUUCUUGGAGAGGACCAAAGAGCAAGGUAUGGUUGUUCCUUCAUGGGCACCCCAGAUUGAAAUCCUGGGCCAUGGUUCAGUUGGAGGGUUUUUGACUCACUGUGGGUGGAAUUCAACGCUGGAGAGUGUGGUGCAUGGUGUGCCACUCAUCACCUGGCCACUGUUUGCGGAGCAGAGAAUGAAUGCUGUUGUGAUGAGUGAGGGUGCGAAAGUGGGAGUGAGGCCACGAGAGAGUGAAAAUGGGUUGGUGGAAAGAGUAGAAAUUGUGAAGGUGAUAAAGUGUUUGAUGGAAGAAGAAGAAGGAAGGGAAAUGAGGAAGAGAAUGAAGGAGUUGAAAGAAGCUGCUGCUAAUGCUCUCAAAGAAGAUGGAGCUUCUACCACUAACCUUUCUCAGGUGGCACACAGGUGGAAAAUGUUGCCACAUGAAAGAACUUGAGUUUCAUUUCAAUGGUUUGCUCACAAUUUCUGCAUUAUUGAAUAAAUUAAAUAUUGUAAUCUUACUUUUAUUCUAAAUAUCUUAGUUUUCAUAUUUAAAAAUAAUCAUAAUUAAAUACCUAAAUUGGUCUAUGA
Molecule: messenger RNA, 3185 nt
Organism: Vigna umbellata (rice bean)
Lineage: Eukaryota; Viridiplantae; Streptophyta; Magnoliopsida; Fabales; Fabaceae
Source: RefSeq, a predicted model, not a curated record